Molecule: messenger RNA, 966 nt
Organism: Prorocentrum cordatum
Lineage: Eukaryota; Dinophyceae; Prorocentrales; Prorocentraceae
Source: the annotation of a GenBank genome assembly
CCCCGGGCGCGCUGGUGGAGGUGGCCGACCCAGGUACCUACAGCGCCCUUGCCUACUCGCCCCCCCGUUCGGGCGGCAAGAAGCUGCCGCUGCUGCUGGUGCUGCACGGCGCCGGCAGAAACGACCGCGGCGUGUGGGACCUGGCGGAUCCCAGGGGUGAGCACGGGGGCCUUCCUCCGAGUCUCAUCACCCGAUGCUCGCGUGCGGCCGCGCCCCUGGAGAGCUCGCGGACAAUUUCGCCGUGGUGGCCCCGUACGCCGCGGGAAAGUCCAGCUUCUAUGUGGAGCCCAGAAAGAAGCUGAUACAGUUCGUCGAGUGGGUCUGCAGCGACGAGGGGCGUAGGGCCGGGUGCCCCACCGUGGACCCGAAGCGCAUAUUUCUCUUCGGCUUCAGCGACGGCGCCACACUGAGCGUGGAGCUGGCCACGACAGGACGCUUCGCAGGCGGCGUGAUCGCUGCCUACGGCUUCACGGGCGAGCUCCCUGCGCUGGCGCUGGCCCGCUUGAGGAAUCUGCCGCUCUGGGUGUUCCACUCGGCAGACGACCGCAUCUUCCCCGUGAGCUGCAGUGACAGGCUGGUCGGGGCCCUGAGGAAGGUGAACACAACGGACGUCGUGAGGUACACGAGGUACGAUCGAGACCAGGAGGGCUUCACUGGAGCCGUGCAGGGGCACAGCACCGGGAUCACCGCGGCCAGGCUGGCGGACACCUACUCCUGGAUGCUCUCCGUGGGCUAGCCUGGCCGCCCUGUUCUUGGCCUCCUAUAGAUUCAGGAGAGGCCUCUACCUGUGCCCAAGGCGUUGCGCGGUUCGGUAGCAAUUCAUGGGAGCUUUGGUUUGCCCUCGUGGCUUCGUCUUCAGAGUCGUCGAUUUAGUGUCGACUCGCAAGAGCCAGCAGGAUGGCGUGGGAGGCCCCCAUGAGUUGCCACCGGAGAGGGGCGUCGGACUCCUGAGAGGACAGCAUUGGU